AUGUCUGCAGCGCUCAAUGCCAGAUCGGACUCAUCCGCCCAGUCAUUAGGCAGCCACCCCGACCUCUCACUCAACUCAUUCGUCUCAGGCUUCUCCACACCCGGGCGCAACCUCAAGAUACCCUCCACAUCCUCUCAGACCACAGCAACGUCGUCUGCACCAAUCUCUACACCAUCUCCACCCAGCGGCUUGACGACGUUCGCAAAGAGGCGAGCGGAGGAAGCCUCGCAGCUCGCCAAGAGCUUCGUCCAUGAGGACGACGGCGAGGACGUGGAGGGCGACGUGCUCGACACGCCAGGGAGGGAAAAACGGUGGGGAGAUGCGGCGGAGACGCCAGGGCGUGCCAAACGGACUCGCAGUAGGGCGAAGAACGGCGUGCUUACGCUACGCGACCAGGAGAAGCACAUCGACAGCCUCAAGAAGGAAAACUUCAGCAUCAAACUCAAAGUACACUUCCUCGAGGAACGCCUCGCCCAGCUCGCCCCUGACCAGAUCGAAGCAGCACUCAAGCAGAACAUCCACCUCAAGAUCGAGGUGCAGCAGCGCGGGAUGGAGAUGAAGAAGCUCAAGAAGCUCGUGCUCGAGCUCGAGCGCGAACUCGAGCGCCUGCAGCGCGGCUCGGGCGGCGCGUCUGCGCGCGCGCGCGAGCUCGAGGAGAAGCUCGACGAGCGUGAGCGUGAAUUGCGCGAGUUGCGCCGCAGGCGAUCGUUUGGCACGCCGGACGGCGCGCUAAGGGACGUCGAGGCGCGCAAUGCGGAGCUGGAGGAGGAGCUGGAUGUUGUGCGGCGGCUGCUCGAGGAGAAUGCGGAGGAGAUGGAGCGCUUGCGGGACCUUGUGGAGGGCCGUGAGGACGACGGGGGGAACUCGCGCGUGCGGAGACGAGUGGAGGAGCUCGAGGGGGAGAACGAGGAGCUCCGAGAGAAGAUGGACGCGUUGGAGGAGCUGGUGACGCAUAGGAACGACGAGAAGGAGGAGUUGGCGGACGAGAUCGAGGCGCUGAGGCUGGAGCUGGAGGAUACGCAGCGCCGGCGGGAGACGGAGUCCAUCGAGCGGAGCCAGAGUCGCGCGCAGGUUUGGGAGGAGAGGGAGGAGCGGGAGGCGGUAGAGGAGGACUUGAACGCCGUGCGGGAUAAGCUCGCGGCGGCCCAGAUAGAGCUGCAGCAGAAGGAGGACGACGUCGACAUGCGGAAUCGAGAGAUCGAAGAGCUCGUGGCCGAGCACACCCGCAUCAUCGACCAAGUAGAUGAGGACUGGAGAGGCGAAGUCGAAGAAGCGAGAGCCCAGGUAGAGGAGCUGAAAGACGUGUUGGAGCAGCGCGAUGCCGAGGCGAAGGAGCUCCGUAUGCACAUCGCCGAAUUCGAGGCAGACUCCGCCGACAUACACGAAAAGUUCGAAGCGGCGCUCGCCCAUCUCGAACGCGAAUCGGAGGAGAAGGACGCCGAGAUCGAGGCUGCCAACCGGGAGAUCGAGAAGCUCGGCGAGCAGGUGUACGUUCUCGAGGAGGAAAACGACCACCUGAGGGAGGAGAGCGAGCGGAUACGAGAGGAUGAGGCCGCGGAAAAAGAACGCCUCGAGGCGCUGUGCGCGGCACUCAAAGAGAAAUCUGCGUCUUAUAAGGCACAACUCCAGGAGCUCAAUGACCUGUACGAAUCCCGCAGCCAAGAGAUCCAAACCUAUCGCUCGCGCUCGGAAGAGCUCGCCCAACACAUCGAGAACGUCGUGGCGGAGCUCAAGCGUGAACGCGGUAUCCGCGAGAGCCUCGAAGGCGACCUCGACAAGGCAGAGAAGGAGCACGACGCGGCUCUGCGCCGCGAACAACGCGCACUAGAAGCGAAGGAGUCCGCGCUGCAGUCCGCGCUGAACGACCUCGCGCGCGCACAAUCGCUGCUCACGCAGCGCGAGAGCGACCUGGCCGCAGUACAAAACGCGCUGCAGACUCUCGAGACGGAAUCGAAGAAGCUCGGCGAGACGCACACGACUGCGCGCUUCUCGCUCCAGCUCGAGGUCGACCGGUUGCACCGCGACCUCGAGCGGCUCGAAGACGAGCUCGCACGCGCGCGCAAGGAGCUCGACGAGCGCGAGGGCAAGAGCCGCGACCGCGAUGGCGUGCUCGACAAGUUGCACUCGGAGAACCGCGGGCUCGCGUCGCAACUCGCCGCGCAGACCCAGGCGCGCAUGAACGUCUCGGAGAAGCUGGACGACGCGCAGGCGAGCGCGCGCGCGGCGGAGGCGGAGCUGGCGAACUUCCGCACAAGGGUGGCCGAGCUUGAGCAGCGGCUUGCCAAGGACCAGCGGUCGCUGUUGUCCGCCGAGGCGCAGUACCGUGAUCAGCUCACGGAGAGAAACACCCUCCUGCUCACGAUUUACCAGUACAUGGAUAAAAUCCUUGGUGUAGACAAGACUCCGAAGAAGAACGGCCAGGCAGAGACGAAGCCAUAUACGAACUUUGGCGUGUUCCACGACAACCUGAUCACCCGACUGAAGGCGCUCAGCCAGAUCCAGUUCGACUUCGACAAGCGGUGCAAGGACGCGGAGAGCCGGCACACGGAGAAGCUGAACGAUAUGCGCAAGCAGCUCGAUUUCCGGUGGAAGCAGAUCGACAAGUUCGAAGGCAGCGUCAAGGCGCUUGCAGAGGCGAAGGCGGCCUGGAGGAAGAAGCUGAGCGCGAAGGAAGGGGAAGCGGAUGCGUUGAAAGCAACAAAUGCAGAGUUGCAGGCGCAACUCGUGGUUGUUCGGAAGCCGGGCCAAGGCGACUCGAUGGAGGUACGCGCGCUCACCGCUCGUGUGACGAACGCGGAUCGUCGCGUGAGCAACUUGCAGAACCAGCUGCUGGCGUCUGAGGAAAAAGUCACACUCAUGAACCAGAAGACCACAGUGGCUGACAGCAAGUGGGAGGCGCGGGUUAAGGAAUACGAGACGCGCUUGAAGGUGGCAGAGGAGAAAGUCAAGAGGGAGCGACAGGGCGGCAAGGAGCACGCUCUGGAUCUCGAGAAUCGGGCGAAGAGCUAUCAAAGACAGUUAGAGAUCGCCAACAAGAGGAUACAGCAGCUCAACGAGAUCAUAGGGUCUGUAGGACCCGGCAGCAAGGGAUCUUCGCCAAGUCGAUGA
This is a messenger RNA of Sparassis crispa, 3108 nucleotides long. RefSeq names its product Anucleate primary sterigmata protein. Gene Ontology annotation, cellular component: microtubule organizing center. The record is from RefSeq and is a predicted model, not a curated record. Lineage: Eukaryota; Fungi; Basidiomycota; Agaricomycetes; Polyporales; Sparassidaceae. The transcript is spliced from 7 exons. The coding region runs from base 1 to 3108 and encodes 1035 amino acids.